GUAAGUUCAACUCCAGCCAAAGGCAUUUUCCAACUUCUAACCAGACCUUGCGUAAGUGACGAUGUGCUUUCGCUUGCUUUGAGUCAGAAUCAACAACUCUUUCGCUCACAGAAUCCGGGCUUAGCGGCUGCGGCCGCUGCAGCCACAUCGGCAGCCAGUGCAGCGGCUGCAGCCGGCGCUGCACCACCUGGCGCACCCAAUGGCACAAUGCAGGCGUCGCAGCAGCAGCAGCAGCAGCAACAGAUGCAAAUGGCCGCCGCUUCUCAGCAGUUUUUGGCGCAACAGAAUGCAGCAUAUGCCGCACAGCAAGCGGCCCCGUAUGUCAUCAAUCCCGGACAGGAGGCGACACCGUAUCUGGGCAUGAUUGCCGCGGCUCAAAUGCCGCCGUAUUACAAUGUCGCGCCCUGGGGCAUGUAUCCGGGCAAUCUGAUACCGCAGCAGAGCACACAGCCGCGCCGGCCGCUGACACCCUCGCAGCAGGGUGCCGAGAAUCAGCCCUAUCAGGUCAUACCGGCCUACUUCGAUCAGAGUGGCUCGCUUGUGAUGGGACCCCGCACCGGUACACCCAUGCGUCUGGUUAGUCCCGCCCCCGUGCUGGCGGUGCCGCCGGGCGCAACACGUGCCGGUCCGCCACCGCCCCAGGGCCCACAACUGUAUCCACCACAGCCACAGACGGCUCAACAGAAUCUCUACUCACAGCAAAACGGUUCCAGUGUCGGAGGGCUUGCACUCAACACGAACUCGUUGACCGGUCGUCGCGACUCGUUCGAUCGCACAACAUCUGCUUUCAGUCCCUCGGCCAUGGACUACACCACGAGCAGCGUGGCCGCCGCCAAUGCGGUGAACAGCAGCGUGGCUCAAGCGGCUGCAGCUGCUGCGGCUGCUGCGCGGGCCAAGUGGCCCGGCGCCAUGUCGAAUAGCAGCGCAUACGGAGCGCUGGGCGCAGCGGGAGUCAAUGCCUCGGCCAGUCCGUUGGGCGCACCGUUGACACCGCCGCCGACUGGGCAGUCCUGCCUGAUGGGCGGCAAUCGGGCGCCUGGCGCCGAGUCGCGCCAACGGCAGCAGCUGGCGGUCGGUCUGCCGGCCACAGCGGCAGCGGCCCAGGCGGCAGUUGCGGCCGCAGCGAACAAUAUGUUUGGGUCGAACAGUUCGCUCUUCUCGAAUCACUUGGCGCUGCCGGGCACAACGCCCGCCGCCGUGGCCGCUGCCGUGGCGAACUCGAGGCAGGUGGCCGCCGCCGCUGCGGUGGCUGCUGCUGCUGCCGGAGCCACCGGCGCACCACAGCCGGGCAGGUCGCGCCUGCUGGAGGAUUUCAGGAAUCAGCGGUAUCCGAACUUGCAGUUGCGCGAUCUGAGCAACCACAUUGUGGAGUUCUCACAAGAUCAGCAUGGCUCACGCUUCAUCCAGCAGAAACUGGAACGGGCCACAGCCGCCGAGAAGCAAAUGGUCUUCAAUGAAAUUCUGGGCGCCGCCUACAGCCUGAUGACAGACGUGUUUGGCAACUAUGUAAUUCAGAAGUUCUUUGAGUUUGGUACUCCAGAGCAGAAGAACACGCUUGGCAUGCAGGUCAAAGGUCACGUGCUGCAGUUGGCGCUCCAGAUGUACGGCUGUCGCGUGAUCCAGAAGGCGCUGGAGAGCAUUUCUCCUGAGCAACAGCAAGAGAUCGUUCACGAACUGGACGGACAUGUCCUCAAGUGCGUCAAAGAUCAGAAUGGCAACCAUGUCGUGCAGAAAUGCAUCGAAUGCGUCGAUCCCGCUGCACUGCAGUUUGUCAUCAAUGCGUUCAAGGGCCAGGUCUAUUCGCUGAGCACACAUCCCUAUGGCUGCCGCGUCAUUCAGCGCAUCCUCGAGCACUGCACACCCGAGCAGACCACGCCCAUUUUGGAUGAAUUGCACGAGCAUACAGAGAACCUGAUCCAAGACCAAUAUGGCAACUAUGUCAUUCAACACGUUCUAGAGCAUGGCAAGCAGGAGGACAAAUCGAUACUGAUUAACAGCGUGCGUGGCAAGGUGCUGGUGCUGUCGCAACACAAGUUUGCCUCGAACGUGGUGGAGAAGUGUGUGACACAUGCCACACGCAGCGAGCGCACGGGCCUGAUCGAUGAGGUGUGCACAUUCAAUGACAACGCCUUGCACGUCAUGAUGAAGGACCAGUAUGCCAACUAUGUGGUGCAGAAGAUGAUUGACGUGUCGGAGCCGACGCAGCUGAAGAAGCUGAUGACCAAGAUACGACCCCACAUGACCGCCUUGCGCAAGUACACCUACGGCAAGCACAUCAACGCCAAGCUAGAGAAGUACUACAUGAAGAUAACGAAUCCCAUAGCCGCUGCCACGGCCAGCGUCGGUGCUACCAGCACUGCCAGCGCAUCAGCAACCACAACAGUUGCCGCCACCAGCAGCAGCAGCAGCAGCAGCAGCAGCUGCACCACCACCACCAACAGCAGCAACAGCAACAGCAGCAGCAACAGCAGUGCAACCGGUACCAACGGGGCCACGCCCUCCUCAACAACGAUUGCGGCCGGCAGUGCAGUGACCACAACCACCAACAGCAUCGGAUCGCCGAGCAUCUGUGCCGUGCAGGAGAAUGGGAGCAUCUCGAUGGCCGAGCCGACAUCGCCAGCCACCUCAGAGUCGUCCGGCACUGUGGGAGUGAGCUCCGCCCUUGGUCCCAUUGGACCGCCCACAACAGCCAACGGAGUGUUGUAAAGUGA
Molecule: messenger RNA, 2711 nt
Organism: Drosophila navojoa
Lineage: Eukaryota; Metazoa; Arthropoda; Insecta; Diptera; Drosophilidae
Gene: pum
Product: pumilio
Biological process (GO): post-transcriptional regulation of gene expression
Cellular component (GO): nucleus; cytoplasm
Molecular function (GO): mRNA 3'-UTR binding
Source: RefSeq, a predicted model, not a curated record